Molecule: messenger RNA, 1148 nt
Organism: Helianthus annuus (common sunflower)
Lineage: Eukaryota; Viridiplantae; Streptophyta; Magnoliopsida; Asterales; Asteraceae
Exons: 9
Coding region: 114-926 (270 amino acids)
Source: RefSeq, a predicted model, not a curated record
UAAAUAAUACGCAAAGGUUGCCUAUUUAAAGCGGCUCUCCCUCUACGUCCUCCUUCCCCCACUCCCUCUAUCUCCUCUUCAACAUUCAUAUUCAUUUGGCUAUAUAAACGAAGAUGGAGUAUGUUCACACGCAGAAAUACGAUUGUCUUCUUUUUGAUCUAGACGACACUCUUUAUCCUCUUAGUGCUGGAUUGGCAGUGGGAGUUCUCAAGAACAUCAAAGAUUAUAUGGCUGAAAAGCUUGGAAUUGAUGAGGAAAAGAUCCCAGAAUUGUGUGAUCUGCUCUACAAAAACUACGGUACCACAAUGGCAGGCAUUCGGGCGAUCGGCUAUGAUUUUGACUAUGAUGAAUACCACAGUUUUGUUCAUGGAAGAUUACCUUAUGAGAAUUUAAAGCCUGAUCCUGUUUUGAGGGGUCUUUUACUAAGCUUGCCCAUGCGCAAAUUCAUAUUUACAAAUGCGGACAAGAUCCACGCUGCUAAAGUUUUGAGCAAACUCGGAUUGGAAGAUUGCUUUGAAGGGAUGAUUUGCUUCGAGACGCUGAAUCCUCGUGUGAACAAAGUUAGCAGGGUUUGUGAUGAUGAGAUAUUCGACAUAAUUGGACAUUUUUCUAGAACAGAUUCGACCUCAGAGUUGCCAAAGACGCCAAUUGUCUGCAAACCAUCGGAAGAUGCAAUCGAGAAGGCCCUCAACAUCCUCAACAUUAACCCUCAAACAACGCUGUUUUUUGAGGAUAGCGUCCGAAACAUCCAGUCUGGAAAACGUGUGGGUCUUGACACCGUUUUGGUUGGGAAGUCCCAUCGGUGCAAAGGUGCAGACUACGCGUUAGAAAGCAUACACAACUUGAAAGAAGCAAUACCGGAGCUCUGGGAAAAGGUUUCCGUCGCUGCUUAUAAGGUCGUUGUGGAGACACCCGUCACGGCUUAACAUUAAUCCAUCACUUGAUUCAGUUGUAACCGGAGCAAUGAACGUUGUAUCAACCAAUGAUCAAUCAAUGUAUAUGUUAUGUAUAUGUAUCAAUCUUAAUAAUUAAUUAAUGAUUAUAUAAGUUUAAUUAGGAUGUUAUUUUUGUUAUAUUUUACUUUGUGGAUGUAGAUGUUUAAAAGUGUCGUACGUUCUUUUUCUCACAGUUUGUUGUUUCAUUUGGCA